AUGGCACAAGACUCGAAACUAAGUAUGGCUUCAGACUCCGAGAAGCUUGAGCCUCGUCAGCCUCAAAAUGAGACCCGCGAAUUCAACACCAGGUCGGUUCUCACUAUCGUUGGCGCGGCCUUGUCAGCCUUCUGCACGGUCGGCUUCCUCAAUGCGUUCGGCCUCUUUAUAGACUACUACCGGAAUCAUCAAUUGGCCGACAAGUCCGAGUUUGACAUAUCCUGGAUUGGAUCCUUCUCCACAUUUGUGUUCUUCCUCGCCGCAGCUCCAGCAGGCCUUUUGGUAGAUCGCAUGGGUCCCACGAUUCUCCUUAUCAUUGGAAGCACAGCGACCCUCCUUGCCAUGUUCAUGAUCUCCCUGUGUCAUGAGUAUUACCAAUUCUUCCUCGCACAAGGACUUCUCCUGGGCAUAGGGCAGGCCUUUCUCAUCUGUCCUGUCUUUGCCAUGGUUAGCCGUCACUUUAACAAGAACCGCGGACUGGCGACCGGCUUCACGAUCGCAGGCUCCUCCUUGGGUGGGGUUAUCUGGCCCAUAAUGGUGGAUCAACUUCUAUAUAAACACGGCAUCAGUUUCGGUUGGACCAUCCGCAUCAUUGCUUUCACGAUGCUUCCGCUCGUGGCAGUUACCUGCAUCACUGUCCGUCCGCCAGCAUCAGAAAAGACCUCGAGCGAAGAGAAUGUCCAAGCCGCGCAGGAAAAGCAAUCAAAGAAAACAGACUUGUCGAUUCUCAAGAGUCGCGUGUUUCUCACAUUUUGUCUUGGGAUAGGGAUAUACUACCUGGGAAUGUUCUCCCCUUUCUUCUUCGUGACAACCUACGCCGUCAGCCUCGGUCUAUCCACCAGUUUCGCCUUCUACCUGGUUUCCAUCCUCAACGCUGCCUCAUUUUUCGGGAGAAUUUCGGCUGGUUGGGCCGCUGACAAGUAUGGACACUUCAACAUGUGCUCACUAGCGGCGAUGACAUCUGCAGUGGUUGCAUAUUGCUGGACGGCUACCCAGUCGCCGGCAGGUCUUGUGGUGUGGAGCUUGGCUUAUGGGUUCUGUUCUGGUUCCAUCCUGAGUCUCCAGGUGUCGUGUGGAACGAAACUGGCCGCGCCCGAAGCCUAUGGUACCGCUGUUGGGAUGAUUAUGGGAAUUGUCUCCUUGACCGGACUCUUCGGCUCCCCCAUCAGUGGCCAAUUGAUCAAGUCCGGUUACCUUUCCCUUUCAAUGUAUGCUGGAAGUGCACUAGUGGUUGGGGGCAUAUUUAUUUGUCUUGCACGACUUCAGAUCUCGCGGAAGCUGCUGGCUAUUGUCUGA
Molecule: messenger RNA, 1296 nt
Organism: Fonsecaea pedrosoi CBS 271.37
Lineage: Eukaryota; Fungi; Ascomycota; Eurotiomycetes; Chaetothyriales; Herpotrichiellaceae
Exons: 5
Coding region: 1-1296 (431 amino acids)
Biological process (GO): transmembrane transport
Cellular component (GO): fungal-type vacuole membrane
Molecular function (GO): transmembrane transporter activity
Source: RefSeq, a predicted model, not a curated record